AUGAGCUCUCUCACCUUAAUCUGGGCGAACGAGGCGGCGCCCGUGUCGGGGAACAACCAAGUUCUUCAGCCCUGGAUCACCCAACCUGCUACCUCCAACGCCAACCUCGUAUGCCGCAUCCACACGCGCAUUCGCAGUCGCCUCUUCGUUGGGUCCAUCAACGGCAUCCCGGGACCCCUGGCCAUUAAGUUUGCGAGAGACGGGUAUGAAGUGGAAACCUUGCAGAAGGAGAUUCAGUUCUACGACAAGAGUUUGAAGACACUCCAGGGCGACGUUGUGCCGAAGGUCUUCGGCGGAUACAGGGGACGCGCUGAUGGUGUCGACAUCGCGGUGUUCAUCAUGGAAUAUUGCCAGAGUGUGGAGGAGCCCGACGCAAGGGAGUUCAACCGCAAGGUUAUGCUCGCAGCAUGCAAGCUCCACGCCGCGGGCGUGAUGCACAGAAACUUAUUAGCGAGCCAUCAUAUUAUCUCUACCGUGAAAGGCCUGCGAUUUGUCGAUUUUUCCGACGGCAUCAUGCAUAGGUGCCCAGGAGCCAACCCGCAAGUUCAGUGUGUUGGCCGCGGAAACCAACCUGUCGGAUGUUUCGAGCUCGACGUCCUGGAGCAAACGUACGGGCAAUACAGCGAUGCGGGAAUUACUCCCAAGGAGCCCUUCCAUAUCUUCGGGGGCUUGGAUGGCUCGAAAGCCGUCGUGGGAAGGAGAACAGUUUAA
This is a messenger RNA of Pleurotus ostreatus (oyster mushroom), 711 nucleotides long. RefSeq lists its product as uncharacterized. The transcript has 2 exons. Bases 1 to 711 code for a protein of 236 amino acids. Lineage: Eukaryota; Fungi; Basidiomycota; Agaricomycetes; Agaricales; Pleurotaceae. The record is from RefSeq and is a predicted model, not a curated record.